AUGUUAGCGGGUGGGAGGUGCGGCCGCGUUGCUACAGCCGGAGCUGGGCGGUGGCAGCGGCGGCGGCUGUGACUGUUGCGGGUGUUGCCGGAGGAAUCUCGGGGAACCCGAGGAGGUGGCGCAAUGGAGGGACUGGAAGAAAAUGGAAGUGUCCAAGUUGGAGAAUUGUUACCAUGUAAGAUUUGUGGAAGAACAUUCUUUCCAGUGGCAUUAAAAAAACAUGGACCCAUUUGCCAGAAAACUGCCACUAAAAAACGGAAGACUUUUGACUCAAGCAGACAAAGAGCUGAAGGAACUGAUAUUCCAACAGUAAAGCCUCUUAAGCCUAGGCCUGAACCACCAAAGAAACCAUCUAAUUGGAGAAGAAAACACGAAGAAUUCAUUGCCACCAUAAGGGCAGCUAAAGGCCUUGAUCAGGCACUUAAAGAAGGUGGAAAACUUCCUCCUCCUCCUCCACCUUCUUAUGAUCCUGAUUAUAUUCAGUGUCCAUAUUGCCAGAGGAGAUUUAAUGAAAAUGCAGCUGAUAGACAUAUUAAUUUCUGUAAAGAACAGGCAGCACGUAUUAGUAAUAAAGGCAAAUUUUCUACUGAUACCAAAGGAAAGGCGACUUCGCGGACACAGUAUAAGCCGCCUGCAGUUAAAAAGUCAAAUCCCCCUGGAGCUGCACCAUCAGGAUCUUCACGAUUACCGCAGCCAAGUGGCACUGGCAAAACUGUUGUAGGUGUGCCUUCAGGUAAAGUGUCCUCAGUUAGCAGCUCUUUGGGAAACAAACUUCAGACCUUAUCUCCCUCCCAUAAAGGGAUAGCAGCUCCUCAUGUAGGGCCAGAUGGAGAUUGUAUAUCUUCACUUAAUGGUGGAAACAUUAAAGGCAUGGAAGGAAAUUCAACAGGACACUUACCAAAAUUCUGCCACGAGUGUGGGACUAAAUACCCUGUAGAAUGGGCAAAGUUCUGCUGUGAAUGUGGCAUUCGAAGAAUGGUUCUGUGAACAGAGUCCCCAAAAAAGCUAAGUCUAGAAAUUUAUGACUGUUGCUGCUUGGACAGCUAAGCACUUCCUCUAGUGAUUUUAUGCUAACAUUAUUCAAAAUACUUUUUUCAGCAAUUUUGGGGGCAUAAUCUUUGGCUGUAUUAAUGUGUGUGUGUAAUAUAUAUGAAUAUAUAUACUGUAUAUAAUAAAUACCUGAUACCCCAAACUGUGCCAUUCAAGAAAAUAUUCACUCAUCUGUCAAAGUAAUUUCAAGUGGAAUCAUUAACUUAGCUAUUACUUUUCUGUUACUGUUAUUAAAGCACAUUAAGCAUACCUCCACAAAAUCAAACACUAGUGCUCAGCCCUUCAAGCUUUAGUGAUGGUCAUUACUUGGAGCAAAAAAAUCAGAACAAACAUAUUUAUUAUCAGUGCCUAUUUUCAGAUAGUAUCAUAGGAUAGGAUGCUUGAAAUUUGGAAAUGAGAAUAUUUUUAUUUACAAUUAGUUAUGUGAGGUCAUUUUGCUGUAAGCUUGUCAACAAUUAAUGUUAUUAAUAUAAAAAGAAAAAAUAACCCACAGGUCUAAGUUGUUCUUUACUCGGUGUAUCAUUAAUUUUAUAAUUUAAAGAUCUAUACUCAUUCUUUAAAUGUAAUUAUGCAGUUUCCUUUUCAGAUACCCAAGACUGAGAAAUACAAAUGUGUCUUAUUCUAGUCAUAAUGGAAUGAUUUUUUUUUACCUCUUUGUUAGUUGAAUGUAUAUUCUAUUUCUAAUUGUAUAUCUGUAUUUCACUUUUUUUCAUAACCUAUGUCUAAAGAGUCUUAUUUUACACUUCUUUCUUAUUUGCAAAGUUUGAAAAUAAUAUAAGGUGCACAAAAUUCCUUGCAAAGUUCUAUGUUUAUUUCUGUGUCUGUAAUUAGAAGAAAUUAUUUUUAAUAGAUUUUAAAACAAACCACUUCACCUAAUUAAUAAUUUGUAUAGUUAAUCAUUAGCAAUUUUUAAAUUUUAAUUUCCCUUGAAGUAUAUAGUUAGAUGUAGUUAUGAGUAGGUCAAGAGACUAUCUAAUUUUCCUACUUAUAUUUUCUUUUUGGCAUUUAAUGCCAAAACACCAUUCACAUCACAGUAAAAAACCCCACUGAAAUGCCUUGCUUUAAUGCAAUUAAACAUUCACAAAAAUGUAAUUAAACAUUCACAAAAAUGUCAUUAUAUUCUGGUUAAAAUACAGCUUUUAAUCAUUGUCACUUCCAGUGUAACAUUAUUUUGUAGAUUUCUUUGAUUGCCUGUGCAGCCGUAUUUCAUAAUUUAUUAGUAAUUUCUGUCGAAUGGAAAGAAAAGAGCUUUGAUCUUAUUAUUAAGGUAUAAACAAAUAUUUUAUAGGCAAUUUACAGCUUCAUGUUUAUGACUGAUCAACUGUAAGGUUUAAUGUAGAAAUUAGUGGCUUAUAAUUUUCUCUGAAAUUUAUUUGUGUUUAUACUUUGUAAUUGUAUUCAUUAGUUUUUGGGGUUUUAGUUUUGUGGUUUUUUUUCAUUCAGGCAUUAUAUGUAAACUUUGAGAUAAUGAGAAUUGUCAUUUUAUUUACUUUAUGGUUUCUUUCCUGACCUUUUAUUAACUUUUUUUUUCUGGUUGUCUUUAUUCAGUCAUAUUAGUCUAAAGAAAAGUCCAUUUAUUAGAAUAAGCUGUAAUAAAUUUAGGAAAAUAAUGUACAUAUUAAAUUUUCAUUUCUAUAAUAUGUUAUUCUGCCUUGUUAUAAUCAUUGGAAGAACUUCAAACUUUGUUUUACCUGGAACUGAGCACUAUCUUUUUUUUUUUUUGGCUGUUUUUUAAGACAACAUAAUUUUUGCCCAAGGAGGGGUAGAUAAAAUGAGCUUAAAUCAAAGUGGCACAUGUUUGUUUCUCACAGAAUUUUGCAGUAGCAAGUAAAUGUUACAGUGUACUACAUGGAAAAUGAGUUGGUAAAAAAAAAAAAUCAUCCAGUUCUAGAACCCAGAGA
This is a messenger RNA of Suricata suricatta (meerkat), 2951 nucleotides long. RefSeq names its product zinc finger C2HC-type containing 1A (gene ZC2HC1A). The record is from RefSeq and is a predicted model, not a curated record. The transcript is spliced from 8 exons. NCBI's taxonomy places the organism in Eukaryota, Metazoa, Chordata, Mammalia, Carnivora, Herpestidae.